Maudiozyma saulgeensis is the source of this 1212-nucleotide messenger RNA. NCBI's taxonomy places the organism in Eukaryota, Fungi, Ascomycota, Saccharomycetes, Saccharomycetales, Saccharomycetaceae. The record is from the annotation of a GenBank genome assembly.
AUGGCCGAUAUGUUACCCCUAGCCACUUACAGUAUUAAUGUUGAACCAUACGAUCCAACUCCAGCCAUCGGUCUAGAUAUGCCGGUCACUAUCCGUUUGACAAUGGCCGCUAUUGACCCAGAACCUUUUGAUGAUGAAAAAAAGCCAUCCACUUUGAGAUUGAUCAAGAGAAACCCAGACUACGAUUUGUAUGACUACGACGACGAUGAAGAAGAAGAAGACGAUGAAGAAGAAGAAGAAGAAGAAGAAAAGCCAAAGUCUAAGAAGGGUAAGAAGCAUGACCACAAACAUGACCACGAUCAUGACCAUGACGAUGAAGAGGGUGAAGAAGAAGAAAUUGAUGAUGAAUUUGAAGAAUGUGUCCUUGCAACUCUUUCCCCAGAAACUGGUUUCCAACAAACUUUGGAUAUCACUAUUGCUCCAGAAGAAGAUAUACAAUUUGUUGUCACUGGUUCAUACACCGUUUCUUUAUCUGGUAACUAUGUUAAGCAUCCAUUUGACACUCCAAUUGAAGGUCUAGAUUCUGAUGAAGAAGACGAAGAAGACUAUGAUGAUGAAGACAACCUAGAUGAUCUAAUUGACGAUGAAGAUGAAGAAAUUGAAGAUCUAGAUGAUGAACAACUAAGUGAUGAACUUGAUGACUUAGAAGAUGCUAGCGACAUCGAAGGUCGUAUUGAAGAAUUAGUCGCUGAAGAACAAGAAAAGAAGGGUAAGAACAAGAAGCAAAACAAGAGAAAGCAAGAAAAAUCUGAAGAAGAAGAAGAGGAAGAAGAAGAAGAAGAAAAGCCUGCUAAGAAGGCUAAGAAAUCUAAAAAGGUCGAAUUCAAGAAGGAUUUAGAAGAAGGUCCAACCAAGAAGAAGCAAGAAACAAAACCUAAGGCUAAGACUCUAGCUGGUGGUAUCGUUGUUGAAGACCGUGUGUCUGGUAAAGGUCCUCUAGCUAAGAAGGGUUCCAGAAUCGGUAUGAGAUACAUUGGUAAGUUAAAGAACGGUAAGGUCUUUGACAAGAACACAAGCGGUAAGCCAUUUGCUUUCAAAUUGGGUCAAGGUGAAGUCAUUAAAGGUUGGGAUAUUGGUGUUGCCGGUAUGGCUGUUGGUGGUGAACGUAGAAUUGUUAUUCCAGCUCCAUAUGCUUACGGUAAGCAAGCUCUACCUGGUAUCCCAGCCAAUUCUGAAUUGACUUUCGAUGUUAAGCUUGUCUCCAUGAAAUAA